Messenger RNA from Symbiodinium sp. CCMP2592, 1344 nucleotides. The record is from the annotation of a GenBank genome assembly. NCBI's taxonomy places the organism in Eukaryota, Dinophyceae, Suessiales, Symbiodiniaceae.
AUGGGCACCACCGACCACGAGACCGCUGCCGAGGCUAUCGCGGUCAGUGAGGACGAAGCAGGUCUCCCGCUGAAUGCCGAGACGGCCACCCCGGGCCCCGUCGAGAGCCUGGCUGCCGUCGCUAAGGCGCUUGACCCGGUCACCGCCAGCCAGGGGACUACUACGGUCUUUGUAAAGCCAGCGACCUUUGAAGUCCUUCAAUCGGCGGGCGACGAUGAACCGGACUGGUCCGCGGACGAGGAAGAGCCGGUCAUCGUCCAAGCGAUCCCGGCGGGCGAAGACCAGACUGAGGCAGGCCACCGGGAUGAGGCUUCUCCGCGGCGCGUUUCGCGCCCGGAGCUUGCCUCUUCCUCAAGUGCGCGAGCCGCUUCUGUCUCGCGCGCCGGAGAGGCUGGAGAGCUGACGAGCCGGACGGCUACUCGAACGCGUUCGGAGUCUCCGAAGGUCCGCUUCGGAACAGCACACCUCCAGCUGAUCCGGGAAAUCGCCCAGGCCGACUCCGCGAACUUCAAGAGCCUUAAGAAGGUCGUCGAAGGGAGCAAUGUGUCGGCCCUGACUAAGAGCCAAACCCUGGACCGCCUGGAGCAGCUGGCUUACCAGCGUGGGGUGGCCUCGCUCGAGGGGAAGAUACGGGCUAUCGAUGUCCAACGAGACGUCGCCCAGCGAGCCCGUACAGAGGCGGCGUACUUGGAGUCCCUCACUCCCGAAAUGAGGGCCUUGGAACAGAACAACCCAGUGCGACCUUCCGCCGGAGCCUCGAAAACCUCAGAUGUGCGGAUGCAACAGGCCAUCGCAGCAGGGGGGUCCGUCUGGGUCGAGCGCCGCAAACAAAAAGGCCGCGAACGGGCCGCUCGACACAGAGAGGCUCAAGCGGCGCAGGCGGCUGAAGAAAGGGCGGCGGCCACAAGUGUGAUCGCAGACUUGCCAGUCGACCAAAGAGGGCCAGCCCUAGAUGCCGAAAUGGACAGGCGGGCCCGCGAGGAACUUACUGAGUUUCGACGAAUGAAGCGAGAGCGGCAGAAAGACUCCAAACGCCGAGCCGCGCUCAAAUGGCAAAGAUGGCGCCAGAGGCGCUCUACCGAUGACAUGGACUGCGAUACCAACCAUGCUAUCGCGCACCUGGGGUCCGCCGACCGGGGUGAAGAAAGCCCUGCCCCCGCGGCGCGUUUCGCGUUCGGGGAAGACCCGGUGGACUGCGCCAUGCAUCGGGGCGAUGGAGACACCCGCAGCUGCCCCAGUGCUGCUGGACGUGGGGACGGGCACCUCGGCCGCUGCGCCGACGCCGCUGGCGACUCGCCCGGCGGGGAAAAAGGGGGGUGCACGGCUUUAGGACCAGGGGCGUAG